Elaeis guineensis (African oil palm) is the source of this 1000-nucleotide messenger RNA. RefSeq names its product sphinganine C4-monooxygenase 1. Gene Ontology annotation, molecular function: iron ion binding; oxidoreductase activity. Lineage: Eukaryota; Viridiplantae; Streptophyta; Magnoliopsida; Arecales; Arecaceae. The record is from RefSeq and is a predicted model, not a curated record. Gene Ontology annotation, biological process: lipid biosynthetic process.
GCACCAAGGCGUCACAACUAAAUAACAGAACUCUUUUGUAGCUCUCCUCCUUAAUUUUCCUUCUUCCAUUCCCAUGGCCUUCACUGUAUCGGAUGAGACACUGGGCACCUUUGUUCCAAUCGCCGUUUAUUGGAUAUACUCGGGGAUCUACGUCAUAUUAGGUGAUUUGGAGAAUUAUCGGUUGCACACGAAGGUUGAGGAAGAUGUGAAGAACAUUGUCUCCAAACGUACCGUUGUCAAGGGAGUUCUCGUUCAGCAGGCUUUUCAAAUCGCAGUCUCACUGCUCCUAUUCGCUGUCAUAAGUGAUGAUAAUGGGAUUGCAAAGCCUCAACCCUCCCUGCUUGUGAUUGCAGUCCAGUUCUUGGUUGCCAUGGUGGUUCUUGACACAUGGCAAUACUUCAUGCACAGAUACAUGCACAUCAACAAGUUCCUGUACAAGCACAUCCACUCCAAGCACCACACCCUCGUCGUCCCUUACGCCUUUGGAGCCCUAUACAACCACCCAUUGGAGGGUCUUCUGCUCGACACCAUCGGCGGUGCUCUAUCUUUCCUCGUCUCUGGCAUGACUCCUCGGACUGGCAUCUUCUUCUUUUCCUUUGCCACCAUCAAGACUGUGGACGACCAUUGUGGACUGUGGCUUCCCGGGAACAUCCUCCAUGUGUUCUUUAGCAACAACAGUGCAUAUCAUGAUGUCCACCAUCAGCUUUAUGGUAGCAAAUACAACUUCUCGCAGCCCUUCUUUGUUAUGUGGGACAAAAUUCUUGGGACAUACAUGCCAUAUUCGCUCGAGAAGAGGAAGGAAGGAGGUUUCGAAGCCCGGCCAACCAGAGACUAGAGCUAAUCAGUGUAGAAAUCCUCCUUUUUUUUUUUUGAAAAUAUAUAUAUAUAUGUUGUAAAAUGAACUCAUUCCUGCACGUGAUGUUUUGCGGAAUUGUAUACCCAUUUUAUCAGUUACUUUGUAACAAGUGAAUUCAGUAAUUCAGUUUUAAGAAUGAUACAU